AUGGAUUUCGCCCCCUCCUGUCUCUCUCGUCGUGUCUCUUCAUCUGCUCAGCCGGAGGAACGAGCUUCCUUCGGGGUCGAGCCUGGCGAAUGGCCUACAAAUCCCGCCGCGGCUGCAUCUGCCGGCGGCGGAGCUCCCUCGCUGGCGCAUCUCUGCGACCAAGAGGCGCAGACGCAGGCCUCGCUCCAGCGGCUGGCGGAGGAGCUCGCGGCGCUGCAGUCGCAGAAAGAGAGCUUGCGCGAGGUCUUAGCGACUCAGGAAGACACGUGGGCUCAAACCUCUGGAACUGCAGCGGCGACGUCGGCGCUGGCUUCUCCAGGUGACUCCGACGUCGCGGUGGAGGCCCUGGUGGCGGCUCAGGCGGCCGCAGACGAGGCGCAGGCGCUUCGUGAGGAGAUAAAGGGCUCGCUCGCCUCUAUUGAAGCGGCCGAAGAGGAGCUGGCGGCGGCGCUUGAGUUGACGAAGCAAACGCUGCUCGAAAUCAAGCGGGCGAGGCUCCUCCUCGAACUCGAGGGACCUCUAGCGCCGGGCUCCAAUUCAGACGCGGCGCCCACGGACGAGAGGACCAGCGGAGACGCAGGCGCGCGCGCCACAGAGGAUGGCUGUCUCCUGCGGCUCCGGCAGCCUGUGUGCGUCGGCACCAUUGUUGCAGCGCCAGUGAGGCGAGCCGCGCCCGAACUGUCUGUCGAAGAAGCUGGAGGCGGCGCCGGUGGCCGCCUCCCACGAGGCAAGCCAGGAAGCGCCAUCGUCCAGAUUCACGACAGCGACACUUCCUCUGCAAUGUCUCUUUCCGACAGCGACGACGACGCGGAGGAGGCCGCAGAGAAGGACGCGAAGGCGACGAGGGCACGCAAGCCGGAAGGGUGUCGGUGCAUCUUCCCGAUUGUUCACUUUGGGGGGAACGUGGAGUGGCGAGUCGGAGUCGUUCGCGGGCUGCUUCAGUGCCCCUCUGCGCGGCAGCCCUCUACGUUUCCCCCGCUGACCCCGGAUGCCUCUCAGCCGUCAGGAUCGCUCUCUUCAGCCUCUUCUGCAUCUUCCGCCUCUUCGGCCUCUGCUUCCUCCCCCGGCCUCAUGUCUCCUCUUGAGCACGAGCAAGAAACGUCUGUUUUCGAUUUCCUUCGCCCAGUGGCGGUCUGUGCCAAGUUGCGCCACCAGCAGCGCGAGCGUCUCCUUCCCUCUGCGCCCCGAGGCGCCUCGGCGGCCGCUUCUUCCCAUACGAGUGCGUCGUCCUCUUUUGCCCAGCAGCCGCCGUUGCAGCUCUAUUGCUCUUCGGCUGCGGCGUCUUCAGGCGAGUCUUCGGCACCGGCCCCUGAGGCGUCGGCGUCUUCGCGGUAUUGGGCUCUGGUGACGCUGCAGUGCCCUCUGUCUCCUCAGGAAGUCCCCUGUCAGCACCUCGUCGAGUUCCUUGAUCCCCACGCGUCUUGCCUGUCGUCGUUCGUCCGCGGCUUGGCUACGGCGGCUGGCAAGGAGGCCGCAGGCGCGCCGCGAGAAGGCCCAGCUCCAGGCGCCUUGGCCAGGGAGGCGCGCGAGCCUGCCGAAGCGGCCGUGGCUGCUCAGGUGGCGCGCGAGGCAGGUUUCGUGGUUUUAGGGAACGCCCACGUGGUCGCUGCGCGCCUGGCAAGCAGCGCCGCGAGCGCCAAAGUGUCUGCGCCCCCGCGGCUUGCAGCGGAGGACGAGGAAACGAGCGGCCGCGCGCAGCAUCGAGGCGGCGCGGCGGAAGAAGAAGCGGGCGCGCGGGGCGCGCGCGUCUGGGGGGGGGGCGAGGCAGCGUCUCCUGAAGCUGCCGGCGCACGGGCCGCGGAGGGAGGAGGCAGCCCCGCGUUGCAGGACGCUGAAGGUCCAAGCGGGCACUCGCCUUUCGUUAGAGGACAGGCCGUUUUCGUCCGCCCCGAGGGCUGCAGCACGUGGCGCAAAGCCCAACUGCUGCAAGCGCUCCGGAAGAGGCGACGGAGGGAUGCCGAUGAGCGCGCAGGCGAAAAACAGGCCGCCCCGGAGGGAGGAAGAGGCCAAUGGUCCGUGUAUGGACGCGUAGUUUUGGAGGAAGGAGACGCGCCGGAGAGCGCCGGGCGGAGACAGAGACUGCUCUGUCGCGCGAGCCGCAUCUGCCCGCGCGUGGCGGCGCAGGGCGGCCGCGGCGGCGGAAGACGAUCCCAGGAAACAGAAGUGAGAGACGACGCAGACGACGCCAUCCGAGCGCUAACGGAGGCCGAAACGAGCGGAGGGAAACUCAGGGACAGAAAAGGAGAGGGCGGAGACGCUGGUUGCGAUAGUGACGUCCUCACCGUUGACAGUUCUAGCUCAGGGGAGGAGGAGGAAGAGGAGUGCUCUUUCUCUAGUGAAGACGACGAAAUAGGUGAAAGGUGGCGCAAGCUCCGUCGUCUCGAGUUCAUGCUGGGAGUCGAGGCACGCGACCUCCGCGCUCGGUUUGCCGCGGCCUUUUCCUCUUCGAAGAAGGGCGGGAAAAGUGCUUCUGCCUCUCGCGCCUCGCCAUCUGCGGAGGCGUGUCCUUUGAGCAGCAGCUCUCAUUUCGGCUGCUGGAUGCUUUACACCAGCGGCGUCGGUCUGCGCCUCAUGCGCCGUUGGGGAUAUCGGCCGGGGGAGUGCCUAGGCCGCACUCAACGCUUGCAAAUGUCUCAACAGAGCGAGCGGGAGAAGAAAGCCAACGCGGAGGAAGGCCAGCGUCGCGCCGAAACAACUUGCGCGUCGUCGCCCGCUGGCGAGUUGGGGUGCGAGUGGGAGACCGGCGGCCGCCCGCGAGAAGACGACGCAGGGGCUGUUGUCGGUGCAGGCCUAGCAGGGGACGAGCCGCUUGUUUCUUUGCCGCCGCUGCUGAACCCUCUCGGUUUCAGAGUGCUGCCUCCGCGCCUCUCGCUGGAUUACAUCAGCGAUCCUGCGGCGGCGCGCUGUCGCAAGAAGCGCGGCGCGCGCGGAGAAGACGGGGCUUCUGAGGCAGGUUCUUGGCAGUACGCGGAAGGCGCGCUGCUCCCUUCGUUCUGUGACCCCUCUGCAGCGCGAGCCGCGGCGCGCGCGGAAGCGGCGGCGAACGAAGGCGCGUUUGGGCUGAUCAACCGCAUUUACUCGAGUGGAUUCGCAAGCGUCGUCAGCAGCGAAGCGGGAGGCGGCCGCCAGGCAAACAACAAGAAAGACCGCAGGGGACGGCAGGCGACGUCGAGGGGCGGGGCUGACGCCGAAGAGGAGGAGUGCGUGGAGAGAACUUUGGCGCCGGUGGAGCUCGAGGAGAGACGCCGCAGAGAAGAGGAAGCAGAGCAUCAGCGGAGGCUGCAGGAACUGAGAAGGAACAAGAGCCUCGGAGAGAAGGCGCUUCGCAAGCAGCUCUUCGACCUCCAGCAGAGACAGAAGGCCUUACACAAGGAAAUUGGAGCUGCAACGGCGAACCAAAGAAGACACGUAGAAGGCGGCAAAGUUCGAGGCGGGCUAGAGUCCUUCGCGGGGUACUACGGAGGCAUCGCCGCCGCGAAAGAAAACCAACUCAGGCGCAUGAAGGAAGAAGAAAAUGUGCUGGUAAAGCUCAUCAGCGAUAAAGGAAAAGAGAAAAAGCUCAAGGUGUUUUGA
Messenger RNA from Besnoitia besnoiti, 3573 nucleotides. RefSeq lists its product as uncharacterized. Lineage: Eukaryota; Apicomplexa; Conoidasida; Eucoccidiorida; Sarcocystidae. The record is from RefSeq and is a predicted model, not a curated record. The transcript is spliced from 3 exons. The coding region runs from base 1 to 3573 and encodes 1190 amino acids. Gene Ontology annotation, molecular function: nucleic acid binding.